Messenger RNA from Parus major (Great Tit), 1059 nucleotides. It is a transcript of the gene PLA2G3, whose product is annotated as phospholipase A2 group III. Gene Ontology annotation, molecular function: A2-type glycerophospholipase activity. The record is from RefSeq and is a predicted model, not a curated record. Gene Ontology annotation, biological process: phospholipid metabolic process; arachidonate secretion. Lineage: Eukaryota; Metazoa; Chordata; Aves; Passeriformes; Paridae. The annotation marks the transcript as partial. The transcript has 6 exons.
UGGCGGCGCCGCGCCGCCUGCACCGACCCCGUGCCGCCGAGACCGCAGCGCCGUCGCCGCCGGGGCUGGACGCUUCCAGGAACGCUGUGGUGCGGCGCGGGGGACUCGGCGGGGAACUGGAGCGAGCUGGGGCUGUUCCGCGGCCCCGACCGCUGCUGUCGGGAGCACGACCAGUGCUGGGCGCAAAUCACGGCGCUGCAGUUCAACUACGGCAUCCGCAACUAUCGCCUGCACACCGUGUCCCACUGCGAUUGCGACGCCAGGUUCCGGCAGUGCCUGCUCGCCAUCAACGACACCGUCUCCAACAUCAUUGGCGUCACAUUCUUCAACCUGUUGGAGGUGCCAUGCUUUGUGUUGGAAGAGAGUGAGGAGUGCGUCCAGUGGCACUGGUGGGGCGGGUGUGAGCGUUAUGAUGUAGUGCCUCUUGCCAGGAUGGUGCAGCAGAAUCAGUACCACCCCAGCCUACCAGCAGAGAAGAGGGGCAGCCCCACUGUGCAGCCCCCAGGCAAAAGAAGGACUUUCUCUAGAAGAGGGCGUAAGUGGCUUCGACAGGAACUGAGGGCAAAGCCUCGCCAUCACCAGGUAUGGAGACGUAAGACAGCCCAGCAGCUGCAGGGCCCAGGUACCCCAACAUUGGCCAGGGACAAGGCUGAGCUCACAACCAGGCACCCAGCACUGCAGUGGGGGCUAGAGCCUGACCCUGCAACAGCACUGACAGUGGCAGGACAGUAUGUGGCUGGAGCAGAGCAAGGAGCUGGAAUCUCAGCACGUCCUUGGUAUGGCAGCAUUAGACCCAGCCCAGCCACAGCACAGUGUGGAGUCACCACCAUGCCAGCUGUGAAGGAGCGCAGGGAGAAGGGCACAGGGUGCAGGUGCAACAAACACCUGGGUAAGUGUGAGCACCAGAUUGCACCCCAUGAGGCAAAGUACCAGCUGCAUAACGCGGACAGCCGGACACUCCUCCACUGCAACUGCACACACAGGUGUGAGUCCAGGAGGAAAAGGGCACUCUGUGCAUACAGCUGGGGAUCAGAGGAGGCUGGCACGGUGCCUCCAUAG